AUGGCCGACGUCGUCAAGCUGGAGUACCGCAGUAACGAGCGAGGCUACAUCGCCAUCAUCACCUUUGACAAUCCGAAGAAGCUGAAUGCGUUGAAUAUCGACCAUUACUUCCAGUUGGCUAAAUACAUGAGAGAGAUUGCUCUGAGGGAUGAUGUGUAUGUUACCGUUCUGACCGGCAAAGGCAAAUACUUUUCAGCCGGAGCUGAUGUAUCGACACCACCCAUCCAAAGAGACGGCGACGACCAAUACACCGCCGGCCUACGCACAUUCGUCCCAGCCAACCUCGCUCUCACCGAAGCCUUCUACUCACACCCCAAAAUCCUCGUCGUCGCCUUCAACGGCCCGGCAAUCGGCCUCUCCGCCGCCAUCACCGGCUGGGCGGACUUUAUCUACGCAACACCACAUACGUUCCUUCUCACCCCGUUCUCCAGCCUCGGACUAGUGAGCGAAGGCGGUGCGAGCAUAGGCUUCGUACAGCGCAUGGGAAUCGCCAAAGCCAACGAAGCGCUCAUCAUGUCCAAACGACUGACGUGCGAGGAACUGGUGCAGUGCGGCUACAUUAACAAGGUCUUUAAUACCCUGCCCGGCGAGCAGGAGAAAUUUCUCGGCCUGGUGUUGCAGGAGGUGCAAGAUCGAUUAGGGCCGCAUCUGGUGCCGGAGUCGUUGACGAAGAUCAAGGCGUUGAUUCGCAAGCCUCAGCGGGAGGCACUUGAUGCGCAGGGUGUUGCGGAGGCUUUUGGCGCUUUGGAUGUCUGGAUGAAGGGCGUGCCGCAGGAGCAGUUUCGGCGGAUCGCGAGUGGGGAGAAGCGGCAUAAGUUGUGA
This is a messenger RNA of Neohortaea acidophila, 822 nucleotides long. RefSeq names its product 3,2-trans-enoyl-CoA isomerase. Gene Ontology annotation, biological process: fatty acid beta-oxidation. NCBI's taxonomy places the organism in Eukaryota, Fungi, Ascomycota, Dothideomycetes, Mycosphaerellales, Teratosphaeriaceae. Gene Ontology annotation, cellular component: peroxisomal matrix. The transcript has 3 exons. The coding region runs from base 1 to 822 and encodes 273 amino acids. The record is from RefSeq and is a predicted model, not a curated record.